This is a messenger RNA of Chironomus riparius, 4210 nucleotides long. Lineage: Eukaryota; Metazoa; Arthropoda; Insecta; Diptera; Chironomidae. The record is from the annotation of a GenBank genome assembly.
UUAUCUUUGUAGUUUUUAAAUAAAAAUAGAUCACAAUACACUUUCAAAACAAAGAAGAAAGUGAUGAAAGUAGUGGUCCAAAUUUGUGAGUAGUGAUUAUGUAGACUGUUGGACAUAAAUUAGUGAUUGAGCCUCAUUUAUCAUCAAUUUUUUAAUUUUUAGAAAAUAGAACAAUUUUUAUCUUAAAAUCAUAGUUAUGAUUAAUUUAACUAAUGUUGAUGCUAGUUCAUCACCUAAAGAAUUAAUACAAAGUAUUUUUUCGUCUCCAUUGAUUGGUGCAACAUGCUCACAGGCAGCAGAAGAAUUAUGCUUAAAAAACAAUUUGACUUUUGUACAAUUAAUGCAACCUUUUUCAAAGAUAUCAACCGAAGCACAUUUUCGUGACAGCAGUGGAGUUUCUGUAUCUGUUCGAGGACUUCGAUUAAAUAUUUGUGAUGUUGAUUAUCGACCACCUCAGACGUUACUUGCACGAAAAAUGCUUAAUGAAUCGGUUUCAAAUAAUACGGAAGUUGAGAAAAUGCGUGAGAUUAAACUUGCAAACCAAUCCGAAACUAUACAGAUACCAGAAAAGAGUUGUUGGUACGAUAAAUGGCGAGAAGUCUUCUUUUCUGUCCAAUUUCCAUCUGAUCAUGAGUUUACACGUCACAUACUCGCAUGUCUUAUAGUUGUUUCAAGCAGUGAUUCUAAUCCAGUUGAGCAAGCUAAUCACUUGACCAAGAAAAUUAAAAUGAUGCAAAAUAUUACUCCUCCAAAAUUACCAAAAUGGAUUUCUGCAACAUCUGAUGAUGCUUUAAACUGUUACGUCAUGUUACAUGAUGGAUCAACAGGCGAUAUCUCAAAAGCACAACAAGCUUUUGAAAAUUUAAAGGGAACUUUUGGAGACAAUCGUUGCUUUCUCAUCCAAAUAAACUCUUUGAAGGAAUCAAAUAACACACAAACUGAUUAUUGGAUCAAGUUUAUGACAAAUUAUCAAAAGAAUGAAACUGAAGCAAAUAUUGAAAGUCUACCGAAAACACCACAAGACAUUACACAAAUGCCUAAUACAAUACAAAUAACUGAGCCAAAACCCAUUCCAAGUUCGCCACCUGAAAUGAUCCAUCCCCUGAGCCCAUUACAAGAAUCGAUUCCAGACAUGUUAAUUCCACAAACGACUUUAAAAAUGUCAUCAAGUACAAACAGUUUGAGCGAUCAAAUCCAAAAUAUUAAUCCCAAUGUGUGGCUAAAUGAGCCAACAGAAAUUAAUGUACUUCAUGGUGGAUUUCUUGGUAGUAGCGAUUUAGAUAAUUUAAAGCACUUUGUUCAAGAUUUUACAAUUAGAUCUUUGAUUCCGUAUGUCGAAAGAAUUGUUGGGCAACUCAAUGAUUCUAUUGCCAAUAAGAAGAGUGUUAGUAAAAGCUUGCUGGGCGCGACCAAAAGGUGGUUUAAUACAAAUAAGCCUGGAGUUGCACCUCAAACUGCUGUAAUUUAUACAUCAGACUCGACUGAAUUGCAAACACGAAAAUUGGGAGAUUUAUAUUUCAUGUUUGGAAAUUAUAAUUUGGCUUUUCAGGCAUAUCAUCAGGCAAAGCGAGAUUUUUAUGCUGAUUCUGCUUGGCAAUUUUAUGCUGGAUCUUUAGAAAUGGCUGCUCUUGCUGCAUUCAUGCAAGGCACUGCUAAUCGAAAGACAUAUGAUUAUAUGGAGGAGGCAAUAACAACAUAUCUGACUGUUUGCCGUCUUCCGCAGUUUGCUACACGUGCGACAGUUUUAAGCAUCGAAUGCUUAAAAACAGCACAGCUUUAUGUUGAUUCUGCUAAACAGUUAACACGUAUGACAAGUGAAGAUGCAGAUUUGAGAUCAGCAUUGUUAUUAGAACAAGCUGCAUAUUGUUAUCUCUACGCUCAGCCACCUUAUUAUCGCAAAUAUUCAUUCCAUUCGGUUUUAUCUGGACAUCGUUAUACGAAAGCUGGUCAAAGAAAGCAUGCAUUUCGAAUGUAUAAGCAAGCAGAGCAAGUAAUAUCAAAUAGGGGCUGGAAUUUAGCUGAAGAUCACAUUCAAUAUACAAUAAGUAAGCAAGCGAUAGCAUUAAAGAGAUUAGAAGAAGCGAUAGAAUGUUUAUCGCAUCUUUUACGUCCAACUAGUCUCCAAAAUUCUCAACAGCAAUCUGGUUUUCUACGUGAAUACAUUACAACAAUGAAAGCUUUAAUUUCUCAGUCAAAUAAUGAUGACUUGUUAGCAAUAUCACUACCAUGUUUGAAUCAAACGUCCGUUCGUAUUCUUGUUACGUCAAUUUCUCCAGACAGAACUGAACGAGAAGUUGCUGCAAGUAAUAUCGACAUCAAUGGAAGUUUAGAAGAAUCAUGGAUGUGGACCAAGCUUGAAGAAAUGUUGGUCCAAUCUGCUGCAAAAAAGCAAAUAAUGAUGUUUAAACCGUCUCGAUCAUUAUAUUGUGGCGAAACUCCGUCAAUUGAGCAUCCUUUGUGCAUUUUUGGGGAACCGAUACACAUGUCUUAUGAGCUUGAAAAUCCAAUUAAACCUUCCGUCUUGUUUGAAAACGUAACUUUACUUUGGGAAUUCAAAAAAGAUAGUGGCGAAUUGUUUUCUAAUCGUGGAUUCUUUAAGAAUGGAGAGUAUAUACCGAAUGAGAGUGUCGUAAAAUGCACAAUGAUUGAAUCCAUAGAGUUUGGAGAAUAUGAAAAGAAACAGAUUCACAUGACAAUAACAACCGAGUUUGUUGGAUACUUGAGAAUAGUAGGUAUUGUUGGUAGAAUUUCAUCGGUCACUGACAAAAUUCAAAUUUGGGGAAAGAUAAACUUUAAUAAGCUUCCAGUUAAGAUUGAAGCGAAUCCAGCAAAACAGGAUUAUGAUCGAAAGCUUGAGAUUCAAAUAUUACCGUCAUGCACUGCAAUGAAGGUUCGAUUUACAGAAUUCCCAAAAGAAGCAUUGACGGGUGAAAUUUUCGAAGCAUCAAUGGAAAUUUAUAAUUCAGGAAAUAGUCCAAUAUCUGAAAUUUAUAUAGCAUCAAAUAGUCCAAAAGAGAUCAUUAUUAAAACAAGUGAAAAGUGUGAAGUUCCAUUGUCGUUUGCAAAAGAUUUCCGUGAUAUAACGAAUGAAACAUUCAAUAAGGAUAAGGAAGCUAGACGACAAUUUGUGAUGAAACUCAUAGAUAGUAAAGACGGUGAUAACUUAUUACAUCCUAACGAAAUUAAAAGAAUUGGAUUUUAUAUGCAAGCUCCUUUCAAAAAGGGAAAAAAGUCAAUCAAAAUACUUAUUUAUUAUAAUGUACCCGACAACUACCCGAAACUUAAAUACCGUUUGGUUCGACACGAGAUAUUCCUAAAUGUUAAUGAUUGUCUCAAUGUUGAGAGUAAUUGUAACAUAGCAGAUGAGGUGUCUGGAGAUGUCGGAAUUGAUGUAGCAGCCAAGAAUCUAAACCAAACUCAUCAUCUGUAUAGUAUUAACGUUUUAUUAGGAGAUUUAUUCAUUUAUUGCGAGACAUUUUCUUUAAAUGCUGAUAAAGUUUAUUUUGUCAACAAUUCAAUAGUUAAGGAAACAAAAGACAAAUCUGAAUUGUUACCAAAUGAAUCACUUAGCCUUCGUUGCAUGCUAGACAAAAAGGAGCAGACCAAUCUAAAGAAAGUGGACAUUGCGGCUGUGUUCAAAGAAAAUUUAUCAUUUUAUUGCAUACGAACUUUAAGUGAACUUAAGAAUGAAAUCUUUCAAAUGCAACGGACCGACAACUUUAUGCUUAAGCAUAAAACAAAAUAUUUUCCAUUUACUCAACAAAAUAUAACUAAUGAUGAUUUAAAUACAAUAGUUCAAGCAAACAAUAGACACAUGACGAUCUGUUUAAAUUGGAAAGCGUCAAUUAGUGAUAACGGAAAGUUUCUAAGAAACGCUUUUGGACAGCAUUUUGUUCAAAUUGAUCAUCUUUUCGAAUCAUAUUAUUGUCCCCCACGAACACGUGAAAUCGGAUCAUUCAUCCUGCAAGAGGAAACUUUUAGCAUUUAUGAUUUUCAAAAGUAUUUGGAAAUGAAUUCCAAGUCACAGAAUGCAAACGAUGAAUGGAGUGAAAAUACUAGAAUGGUUAGUCAUAGAUGCUUCCUUGAACCACAUGAAGUCGUUUAAAAAAAUAUUUUUAAUUACUAUAUCCUUGCAAAAUUGAUUAUAGAAUAUUAAUAAAGUAUUCAAUGAAACAGAAAUAAGAAGAACUAUUAAGUCUUGCAUAUCAUG